This is a messenger RNA of Bubalus bubalis (water buffalo), 2686 nucleotides long. Its product is annotated as sialic acid-binding Ig-like lectin 6. Gene Ontology annotation, cellular component: plasma membrane. Lineage: Eukaryota; Metazoa; Chordata; Mammalia; Artiodactyla; Bovidae. Gene Ontology annotation, biological process: cell adhesion. Gene Ontology annotation, molecular function: sialic acid binding. Bases 214 to 2340 code for a protein of 708 amino acids. The record is from RefSeq and is a predicted model, not a curated record. The transcript has 13 exons.
GCGUGGAAAGGACCCACAUGGGCAGUGAGGAGGUUCCUGCAGUGAUCCAGUGCUACAAAGGUGGGAGGAGGCACUCACCUGAAUAGAACGCACGCGGGAAGGUCCAGGCUCCGAGAAAGCGCGGAAGCAGGCCGAACCCUUCUGACUCAGCUGCUUUCCUGGCCUGAGGUCCAGAUCUGAUUCGUGUCUAGUCAGACCUUUCUGCAUAUUUCAAUGAUUCCCAAGCUUCAAACCCGACCCCGCUUCAGCACCAUGGACAGCGCCACACCCGCUUCUGGGGACCACAUGCUCUCUUGGCUGGAAAGAGCGAUCCCGCUGUGGAUCCAGCCAGAGUUAAAGUCAUCAUCUCGCCCCAUGAUUGAAGGAGAAAAUACCUUCUUAUCUCCACUCCAAAUGCUCCAAGAGCCUGGGCUAUUGGCCCCCUCCAAGGAAAUGGCACAGGCCGUCUUGGUCACCACCACCAGCUCUCCCUACACCUCACAGUCAAGCUUAAUCGGGGGUGUGCGGGCAUGCAGGUGUGCAGGUUCCCACUGCCCUGCCCAGGGCCCUCUGCCCGCCGCUCGCUUGGCCUUCUCCUUCAGAGGGAUCCAGAAGGUGGAUCCUGCCCCAGAGGACAUCAGGGAAGGGAUGCGGCUGUUGCUGCUGCUGCUGCCGGUGCUGUGGGGAGCACCCCUAGCUCAGCGCCUGGAACUGCGGCAGAAUGUGACAGUGCAGGAGGGCCUGUGUGUCUUCAUACCCUGCAGAUUUUCCCUCCCCUGGGUUUCCUUUGGAAAGUUCUACAUGUUUUGGUUCCGGGAAGGGGCAGAUACAAAACGCGAUCCCCCAGUGGCCACGAACAAGCCAGAACAGAAGCUGCAUGAGGGGACCCAGGGGCGAUUCUCCAUCCCCGGGGAGCCCCAGGCCAGAAACUGCAGCCUGAGCAUCACGGAUGUCAAAGCAGGGGACAGCGGGACAUACUUCUUUCAAGUCGAGACACACUUCAGUAAAUUCCCAUAUCUAAACAAGAUGCUUUUUCUGAACGUGACAGCCCUCACCCACCAGCCCCAAGUCCGCAGCCCGGGGGCCCUGGAGCCCGGCCGCCCGGGGAACCUGACCUGCUCUGUGCCCUGGGCCUGUGAGCGUGCCACGCCCCCCACCUUCUCCUGGACAUCAGCUGCCUCCAGCUCCCUGGGCCCCAGGACCCCCUUCUCGUCGGUGCUCACCCUCACCCCACGGCCCCAGGACCAUGGCACCAGGCUCACCUGUCAGGUGAAGUUCCCCACAAGUGGGGCGAUGGUGGAGCGGUCCAUCCUGCUCAAUGUCACCUAUGCUCCACAGCACGUGGCCAUCAGCAUCUUCCAAGGAAACAGGACAGCCCUCAAGAUUCUGCAGAACACCUCGUCCCUUCCCGUCCAGGAGGGCCAGGCGCUGCAGCUGCUCUGUGUUGCUGACAGCAACCCCCCUGCACAGCUGAGCUGGUUCCGGGGGUCUCCCGCCCUGGAGGCCACCCCCAUCUCGAGCACCGGGGUCCUGGAGCUGCCUUAUGUAGGGGCAGCAGAAGAAGGGGAGUUCACCUGCCGGGCUCAGAACCCACUGGGCUCCAAAAAUAUCUCCCUGAGCCUCUCUGUGGUCUCCCCCCCGCAGCUGCUGGGCCCCUCCUGCUCCCAGGAGGACGAGGGUCUGCGCUGCAGCUGCUCCUCCAGAGCCCGACCAGCCCCCUCUCUGCGCUGGCGGCUGGGUGAGGGGCUGCUGGAGGGGAACUUCAGCAACACCUCCUUCGAGGUCAGCUCCAGCUCCGCCGGGCCCUGGGCCAACAGCUCCCUGAGCCUCCACGAGGGGCUCAGCUCCAGCCUCAGCCUCAGCUGCGAGGCCCUGAACGUCCACGGGGCCCGGAGCGGGUCUGUCCUGCAGCUGCCAGGUAAACCACAGCCCAGGGCUGGCAAGGUCCUGGGAGCUGUUGGGGGAGCCGGCAUCACGGUCCUGCUUUCUCUCUGCCUGUAUCUCAUCUUCAGGAACGCCAGCCCCAGUUUUGGACGGACACCCCUGCAGACCACCCCGCCCCCGCUGGGGCUGGCCCCAUCUCAAGAAAUGAACAAGAGCUUCACUAUGCUUUCCUCCAAUUUCACAAGCCGAAGCCUCAGAAACAGGAAGGCACUCACACUGAGUACUCAGAGAUCAAGAUACACAAGUGAGGGAUUCUUUUCUCAUGGUCUGGAGCCUGGAAGUCUGAGAUCAAGGUGUCGGCAGGCUUGGUUCCCUCCGAGCCCUCUCUCCUUGGAUUGGAGACAGUUGUCUUCCCCCCAUGUCCUCAUAUGGCCUCCCCUCUGUGUAUUUCUGUGUCCUAAUUCAUUCUUCUUAUAAGGACACAAGUUUUCAGCCUGUAACACUCAGUCUCCAAUCAUUUAAAAACAAAUGGCCUUCUUGGCGGUGGUCAGGAUCCCCUGGUAUGGGUGGAAGACCAUAGGACUUGUGACCAAAGGUUGUUGUUGUUCAGCUGCUAAAAUCAUGUCCAACUCUUUGCAAUCUCAUGAACUGCAGCACACCAGGCUUCCCUGGCUAUCUUCCCUAACUAUCUUCUUGAGCUUGUUCAAACUCAUGUCCAUUGAGUCAUUAAUGCCAUCUAACCGUCUCAUUCUCUGUCAUCCCCUUCUCCUCCUGCCCUCAGUCUUUCCCAGCAUCAGGAUCUUUUCCAUUGAGUCAGCUCUUC